CCUUGGGGCGACCCGCACGAUCGAACACCGAACAGCUGAUCCGCGCACCGCCCGCAGUCGACCUCCACUGGACAAGUUAUUAUUGUUAUUUGUUACGACGCAGUAGUUUUUCAACUACUAUACUUAUACAUAAUAUUUCAUAUCACUACGAGUUGCAGAUCGGCACAGCGGCAGCGGAUUUUUCCACCAAAACGUUCAAAACAAUAAUCGCAUUUACAUUCUUAAAUUCAACGUGUUUGCUGCGCGAGUAUCGUUUGCCUAAUUUUUUAUCUUGGGCUAUUCGUCCGACGAACGCGGAAAGGACUUUUUUUAUCGGCUUUCGCACGGAACGCAACGCGAAACGACGGUGCACCACAGAGAAUCCACCAUGAUGUCCGAUGGCGAAAGUUCAACGGGACAAUCGACGACAGCCGUGGAGACGGGAGGACAAUCGGCCGUGGACAACGUUCUGCUGACGGCUUCCGCGGCAACGGUCAUGGCCAUUGACGAACAGCCGACUGUGGCUAUUACCAAAGACGACGGUGAACCGAACCCGAAAAAGGCCAAGCUGUCCGGUGGAGUCGGCGAGGUGUUCGGCCGCGGUGGUGUUGGCGGCGGUGGCGGAUGCGGUGACAAACAGACCGCACUGGACAAGUUAGAACACAGGUUGGGCGGCAUACUGUGUUGUGCCGUGUGCUUGGACUUGCCCAGGUCAGCCAUUUAUCAGGUAAGCGAAUCUAUUUUUAACCGUACGGUGUACGGUAUUGUUUUUGUUGUUGUUGUUGUCGUCGCGGUAGACGCGGCGGCGGUACCAGCUGACUGUAAUAAUACAACUAUAUCGGGUCAACGACAUGCGUUCGUACGACGACAAUGCGAUGCCCCCUCGCUAUUAUUUCGGUACAGGUAGACGUUUUUGAGAUUUCCCGACCGAAACGCCCUUUUCACCUUUGUUAACGCCACUUGGUCCGUCCUGUAUACACCUGCAAACGGGUAUUGCGGUUUUUUCCAAACAUAUUAUAAUAUUUUAUCAUGUUUUCAUACCCACUGUGUGUAUCCAGCAGAUCGAGCGAUUCCCAAACCGUUUUGCGUCGUAAUUUAUAAUUAUACUACUGCCUUAUCUGUAUUAGCAGAGCUGGUUUGAUAGGAAUUCGUGUUUAUUAAUAACGCGCAUUAAUCGUAACAAAUGAAAUCGAGUGGCGGGGCGACGCCGCGUUUUCUGGGGGCCCAUGCCCCUCCUCAUGCAUGUCGUCGUCUGGAUUGUAUUUACUACGCAAUUGUAUAAACAAAAUUUGUAUCUUAAUGUUGUACACGGAAGUCACUAAAAUAUUGUUAAAAAUAACACUGCUCCUGCUUUAUUUGUCGAUUCAGUCUGCGCGUUCGUACCUAGUGAAUAUUUUUCGCUGUGUACGAAACAAAAUUCGAUGUUGGAUAUUUGUUUUAACUCGCAAAUAACGAUUGUCGUCCGUAUAUUUUUUCAAGUACCCUUAGAUUCUUAUAAUUUUGACUAUACCGCAAUUUUUUUUAAAUUACCGUAUACAACAACAGCGUUGUUUUCAGUAAUAACGUUUACAAUAAUAGUUGUUGGUAGGUAAUAGUGGCGAAACGAACCUAAAAUAACGCAGUAGGCACCCCACUCACUCGGCAAUAUUUCUCUAUAUACCAAUACUUUCUCUCAUUUUAAUCAAAAUUAGUGCAUCGUCAACGAGUAUUAAUAUAUUUAGUUAUUUUAACGUUGAGUAUCUUCCCAUCCCCCCCCUCCUAAAAAAAAAUCAGAUGUAACUGCUUCUCAAAAAUCAUAAUAAUAUACAGGGCUUUUAAACGUUCAUAAACUCGUAGCAAUCUGUCUAUACAUCGUAGACAUUUGACGAGUUUGAUUUUGAUCUUCAUAAUAAGUAUUCCAUUAGUUUUGAAAUUUUAUUUAUUCUUUUAUAUUUUGAUUAAAAAAUUGUUGAGCCCGGGAAGCUCCACUCUGACCCAAGCAGAUUAAUAUUUUUCAAUAUUUUAAUUAACAAUGAUUUUAGUAAGGUAGCCGGCCGUUUAUUACCAAAGACGGAGAAGGGCCGAGGGGGAAUCAUCUCCCCGAGGAAGCGAGGAAAGUGAGGCAUUUGGUGAAGGAAUUCACUUUAUAGUUGACAAUACCAUUCUCCCUGAAGAAAGAGAUCAGAAUACUCCCGUGAUACCUAUACCUGCCGUAAAAGGGGAGACAGAUGGGGUUGCAUCAGGUCGACAACCGGUGUACAAUUUUGUCGGACAAUAUGAGGAGUUUUAAGCAAGACUUGGGUAGAUUGUCCCAUCUCGGAUGUACGUGGGGACAACAGGUAAGAGACGGUACUUUGGUGCAUGAUUUUUACAGAUGAUAGAGUAUUGAUAGGAGAAAUUCUGAAAGAAGUUAACAAUAGACUUGAGGAAUAGAGAGUGGCCCUUGAAAGAAAAGGACUAAAGGUAAGUAAAAGUAAAACAGAGUAUGAGUUUAGAGGAAUAGGACAAGACAGCCAAUGGCAGUAAGCGGUAAUUGGUGAAGUUAAGAGUUUUAUGUAGGUAUCUAGGAUCUGUCGUACAAAAGAACAGUUGCUUAUAUGAGGAUGCAUAGGAUUAGUGUGGUAGGAUAAAGUAGAGAAAAUUAACAGGUGCUCUAUGUGACAAAACAAAUGAGACCCAAAGUUCUACAAAAGUGUAGUAAGAGUGAUUAUGUUGUGUAUGGUUCAAAAUGUUGGGCAAUGGAGAGAAAAACAUUUUCUUUUGAUUUUCUAAGGGAUUUUAAAUCUAAUUUGGAAGUACCAAUAAAGACGAAAAAUACCAUAUUUUUUUUUUUAAAUUACGGCGCAACAAUUUUAUUAUUUAAAAUUUUUAAGAUUAUAUUUUUCUACCAAAAAUCUUUGUACAAAUAAUUUGAAGAAUAGAAUAUUUUAUGAAAGAAAAUAUUUUGUCUUGUUUGUCAGUAAGAAAAGUCGUUUGAUUUUCGUAUAGUCUUCCUAAUAAUUAUGAAAAUCCAUGGAAAAAACAUAGAAAAUAUUCUAAGUGUACGGCAUUUGAGUUAUUGUUGUUUUGCGGUUAAAAAUUAUUGUAGAGACCUAUAGUUUAACAAAAAAAAUUUACAUUGGCCUUUGGAAACGAGGUAAAAUUUUCACAUUAUUAUAUCUAUUUUUAGACUAUUUAUAAGUAUUUGAUUUUGUCAUAUUUUAUAUGUAUUUUUAAUUUUUAUUUGGUUUUUAAAAUUCUAUGAUUCAAGAGAAAUGCUUAUAAGUUGUACUUAGUGGUCUAAAAAACAAAUUUGAGUUUAAUGCAUUAGUUUUAGAGUGUUUUAUGUUGGCUCAAAUCGUAAAAAUUACGGCAUUUCAAUAUAUUUUUACUGAAUCUUUUCUCUGCACUGAAUCAUUUUUCGUUGCGAUAUAAAAAUAACUUUAUGUACCCUAGUAGCUGUAUCCGUUAACAGUAUCCCCAGCUCUUUUUACUGUGUUUUAUUGGGAUUAAUUUUGGAUAUGUUGUUUUCAUAUAAUGAUAAAAACAAAUAGUUCUCACUUUCUCAGUCUAAUAAGUGGCUUACAACCAAUAAAAUAAUACUUCCCGACGCAAUAAAAAUUCUCGAUUUUUUAUUUGAGAUGCAAUCGGAUGUAUACCCAUGGGUGCACAUAAGGGGAGAGAGCUUAGCAUUCUCAGACUUCAAAUUAGCACCUCCCAAUUUCCCUGAGUAAUUUAUUUCACUAUUUCGCCAAUCAUUCGUAAAUUAUUGUGGUUUAUUAGUUUAGAUAAAAUAUUAAUUUUUUGUCCACUACAAAUAAUUCACGAAAUUAUGUGUCAAAAAUUAGCAGUAUCAAAUAAAAAGUUAAAUAUUGUAUAACAUUUAUUAGUAAUUAUAGAUUAAUUUUUUUUAUAAAUAUUUUUAAUACUUAAUAAAUUAUGUAAACGAUCUAUUCGUGUAUAGACUAUAUAGUUAAGUUGUUUUAAUAAAUAAACAGAAUAGCGAUUACAAUAUAAACAUAUAUACAAUUUCAAUUUAAGAAAUUAAUUAUUAAUUUAGACGAAUUAUAAUUUAUUGAAGUUUUGAUUUAUUAUAUUUGUAGGAACAUUUUAAAUUAUUGCAAUUUAGUCUAUUAUCGUAUUAGGUAGAUAUGGGGGCGAAGUUCCCCAUGGAUAUUAUGUGUACCAUCAAUUAUUCUAUCAUCCCUUAAAUUUGACCCCAAUGUGCGUUUAUGGAUACAUGCUACAACCGGACGCAAUCGAAACUCGAGAGGGUUAAAAAGAUUAAAAUGGGACGCAUUCAGACGACCACUGGAAGAUCGGUCAAGUGGAAGUUUAGAGUGAGUGUAGCUGACUCCAAAUUGGUGGAAUAAAUGGAAAAGAAAAGUAAAAGAAUUAUGAAGAAUAGACGAAAUCAGAUUAUAAUUGUAAUGAAAUUAAUUUAGAAUUAAGUUGAAAAAAUUAACAUCUUUUUUGAUAUUACUUAGGGGCCAUUAAGACAUUAGACGGAAAAUUAAUUUUGAAAUGUCUUGAAGUAUUCUAAUCCUACUAUCCUAAUUUCUGAUCUAACUUGGAAAAAAAUGAUCAUUUAACGAUUCCAUAACAACUGAUUAAAAAGAUUAGGUCAAAAUCUUUGGAGAUAAUCGCUGGGUCAUGAUAAAAAAAUCACCAUGAUGUACCAAUUAUUGUAUUAUAAAUUAUAAUAAACAUUUUGACGGACCCCCGUCAUUUUCUUUCGAAUCAUACUUCGUUCACAUUGCCUUCGACAUAAACAUUACAAAUCACGUUUCUGCAAGCCAGAAUAUCAGAAACAGCCAUUCUUAAAAUAUUCAAUGUUAACGUUUACAAAAUAUGUACAUACGAAUGUAAACAAAUUUUUUACUUAAAUACUCGUACAAGGGCAAUAUGCGAAAAAGAAUCGUGUUCAAUGAUCAAAUAUUAUAAUAGGAAAAUUUGUCUUGAUUUUGUUUAGUUGAAUGAUUAACGUUGUAGGUACAUAACACUAUACAUGUAUAUACAUUCUUGAAUUCUUCUAUUGAAUCAACAAUAUUCUAGGAGGAUUUUAAGUGAAUUUGAUUUGUGUUUUUUGUAAUCGUUAUGGAACUGUAUACUCUUUAUUUCUACUCUAUUUUUAAAUUUGUACUCCUUUCCCUUAACUUUUAAUUUUUACAUUGACACCCGCACUUACAAGCACAAUUCGUAAAAAUAAUAUGAUAAUCGUAAUGAAGCAUGAUAAAAGAAUCAUGCUGUAUAAUUAGCAUACUUUUUAUUUAUUUAAAAUAAUAUCAUUAUGUAAAACUGAUAACAUUGAGAAAACAAAUUACGACAUUAAACGAGAGUAGAUAUUUAAAAACUAAAUAAAAAUAUGUUAUUCACAUAGAUAACAGUUCUAGAUUCUCAUUAAGACUGUUGAAAGUAAUCGGUUUUUUCAUACAUUGAGACUAUUAUGGAAUACAAUGCACAGUGUAAAUUAAUAUACUUGCGGGAGUUCAAUUUUUGUUUUGAAAAUUGAUUUGUGUACUUCUUUUCUAUAUUUGAUUGGAAUAAGAUUUAUUUAUUGGUUGUGACACUUUAGUAAAAUGUUAUUUUAAGAAAAAAAAAUUAUAACUUACUUAUCAUGGACUUCUAAAUUAACUGAAUAACGAUGUUGUCUAAAAAAAUAUAUGAUAAAAAUCAAAGAAUUAAAAUUGAAUGAGCGAUAGUGGAUGAAUUUUAUCCAGUUUAUAUUGGUCUAAAAUGUUAUAUUAGUCUGUAAAAACGGUCGGACUCCUUAAGUUGGUAUCUGGCAGAAUAUUAGUGAUUUAGAUGAUCAUAAAAAGAUAACAAAUAAUUUUAAAAUUUUACAAAAUUGGAGAAAAUUUAGGAAAAAUGUUUCUAACUUCCUUGUGUUUUUUUUUGCUAAGAUGAAAAUUUUUAUUAAAAUAAAUAACCACUUUCCAGAUUUUGCUGUUGAAAAAAUAAUUUUGUUCCAUUGUAUGUUUGUAUGUGUGUGUGUUAAGCAAUUGUACUGUAUGUAUCUGUUUGACAUUUAACUUAUGAAGUAUACCAUUAUUAUAAUUAACAGUGUACAAAUGGACAUUUAAUGUGUGCCGGAUGUUUUGCUCAUUUGUUGGCUGAUGCGCGCUUAAGAGAUGAAAUGGCCACAUGUCCAAAUUGUCGUGUGGAUAUUGCAAAAAAUACAGCCACACGUAACUUGGCCGUAGAGAAAGCCGUUAGUGAACUUCCGGCAGAAUGUCAGUUUUGCGCCAAAGAAUUCCCACGCAACACAUUGCAUCAUCAUGAACAAAAACUUUGCGCUGAAAGGUAGGUUGGGUUUAAAAAUUAUUUUAUUAAUAUCAAAUACUGGGAACAUACCUAUAAUAAAUGCGUUCAGGAUAGUUUGCUGUAUUGUGCAUUAGUAAUAGAUUGUAAGUAAUGCUAAGAAUGUAUUGGUUUUCUAGUGACUCACACAUUUUUAUUGUAUUUUUUUCAUAAUUUCAACUAAAAAAAAUUACACUAUUUAAAACUGUUUUUAACAAAAUAGACUUUGGUGUUUUGCUAUAAUUCAAUACGAAAAAUAGUUUUAGAGACCUAGGUACUUACCUAACAUUUUUAUCAAAUGCAUAAUUGUAUUUUCUAAAUAGCAAAAACAUUAUAAUUUCCAAAAUGUUUUAGCUCCUUUUGAGUUAUAACUAGCCAGAACACAAAUGUUAUUUCAUUGGAAAGUGACUAAAUUGGAUUGCAUUAUUGCUUUAAAAAUAUCUUAAAAUGUGUAUUAAUAAAUAAAAUCUGUUAAAUAAUUACUUAUACAUUUACAUGAAAGGAAAAUUAAUUUUAAAAAUACCUAUCUAUGUUUGUUGAAUAAUAGUUUGCUUUAAUAUUAGUGUUUCAUUAUCUAUUACAAGUUUACUUAACUUCUUUAAAGUAUACGUAAAAUUUCACUAAACCAUUAUUAUUCACGAAAAAUUAAUAUUAAAAUUUGUUUUAUUUUGUAUGCAAAUUUGACAAAACAAAUUUAUAUCUACUUCUGCAAUAGAUCAAUGGAAGUUCGAACCCUAGUGAUAACUUGUUUAAAUGUGUUUACUAUGAUUUAUGUGGAUACAGAUUUUUGGUCUUAUACUAAUGUUCAAAAAUAUGGUAAAAGAUACAUCAUAAGCUGUUCUAUAAUAUUAAUGAACAUAGAUAGGUCAAUAUAAUUUCACAAUUUUUUUUUUAUUAAUAAAUUUAGGUUCAAAUGUUGAUAAAUUUGUAAAAAUUAUUAUAAAACAUUUGUAAAUAAAAAUAAAUUAAUCAUUAAUUAAAUUUUGCAAAAAAAAGUUAUUUUCCUUAAAUAUUUUUCUAUUAGUCGUAAAUAAUAUUUUUAUAUUAUACAAGCAAAUGAUAAGACUGUUUUUUAUAUAAAUAUGUGUGUAUACAUAUAUUUUUUUAAUUCUAGGCCAGUGAAAUGUGGAUACAAUAAAAUAGGCUGUCCUUGGCGUGGACCCAGUCAUGAAUUAUCAGAACACGAAAAUGUGUGUCCUCAUCCAUCAGCUUCUGGAAAAGAUGUUAUGUUAGCACUUGAGGCUACAGAUCAAAAGUUUCAGGAGGAGAAACUUUUAUAUGACACCAUAUUUGAUUUAAUGAGUUUUGAAAAAAUCACAUUUACUGGUAAAUAACAUUUAUAAUAUUUUUAAUUUGAAACAAAAUCUAAUAAUUUUCCUUGGCUUUGUAGAUUUGCAAUUAAAACCAUACCGAACAGAAGAGUUUGUACACAAGUUAUACUAUGAAACUGCCAGAUUUUCAGCAUUCAAUUCUCAAUGGGUUAUGAAAACCCGCAUCAAUAACAUGCAAAGAGAUCCAGCAUUGAGUGUUGAUCGUCACAUGUCAUACCAGGUAAUUUAUGUGUAAAACAUUUAUGGGACAACCAUUAACAAUUUUUAAACGUGUUGUAUUUGUUUGUAUUGAUUUUACUAUUUUUAAAAUAUAUUUAUGUAUAUAAACAUGAUUUAAUGAAAAAAAAAAACUGAUGUUUUAUAGAGAAAUCCAGGUAAGUUCUAUUAAGUAUAAGAAAAAAAAAACAAUAACUAACCCAUAAUAUACACAAAUGCGUAAAGCACUACCACAAGUAUCCAUGUACGUGUUGUCAGUCCUUUCAGCAUUAGGUUACACUGUGAAUUUGAAUGUUGUUAGUUGCCAAUAUAAUUUGUAAUGGUGAUGUGUAAACAUCUAUAAUCAAUAUGAAGUGGAUAAUCCAUUUAUAAUAUUGGGAAAGAGGAGCCACAAGAUAUUUGAGAUAUUAUAUUACUAAAAGGUCACAAUCUUAAAGACCAUCACAAUACUUCUACUACUCCAAUUCUUCAAUCCAUCGUCGCCACCAGACUCCACUACUACUACUACUGAUAUCACUUCUACUGCAUUGUCUUCAUGGUAUGGACUCUCAAUCAAUCUAUCGCUGAAUCGGCACAUGCACAACAAAAUUCAUAUUGCCAUCUAUAAAAUGUGUUUCUUUUUUUGUUUUUGCCCGUUUCUCUACAUCCACCACAUGUCAGACACAUUUUACAUAAACGUCAUCAAAGAAAUAACAACGGCUGAAACAUCACUAUAAGACGCCCAAUAUGGAUCAGAUCGCAGGAUUUUUUUGUAUAAACAAUUUUUGUUUUUUACGACGUUCUCAAAGUAAAACUUUUUACGAAUUCUUGUUAUUUAUUCUUGCUAGGUUAACUAUAAAUUUAAUACUUAUUAAAAAUUUGUUGUAAUUGUAUUUUUUUCUUUUAUUGAUUUAUAUUUGUAUAAAGGGUAAGCUUUGGUAAGUCACAAAAAUAUUAAAUUGCUUUUUCUUAUUUUUGUUCUUCUUUCUGGUAAGUGCUAAAAUAUGCAAACAUCCCGUAUAAUUUGGGUAAAGUUUUGUUUUUCAGAUGCAUUUGGAUUUGUAUACUUUAAAAGAUUUUGGUGAAUAAUCAUUAAUUCUUUACUAAUGUUUCAGGAUAAUUUUUUCAGGUUAUUUAUUUUACUAUCUGAAAAUACUAAUUAAUAUAUUUUUUUUUUUUUAUUCAUUCCUCUGUUUCCUUUGCACCCUGAAAUGUGUUGUCAUCGUUGUGCUGAUCAUCUGUAUAUAGCUGAUUCUGAAAACCAAAAUUGCCACACCUAUGUCUGUCCACUAUCUUGUAGUUAAAGGACCGUUUGGUGAUAUGAAAGUGAACCCGAAAAUAUUUAAGUUUGAAUUCACCGAAAAUGAAACAGAAACACAAUUUGUAACAUUGCCAUUACCAGAUUCAGCCGAAUGCAAUCGGCUGUUAGCUGCUAAAACUAUUAAUUUGAGGUAUGUAUAAAAAUUCCAAAGAUUUGGUUUGUAGCUAUUUAAUUUAAAACAUGUUCGAAGUCAAAUUUUAAAGUCAACAUUAAAAUAAUUAGAUAUACAUUUUAAAAAAAAUGAACAAUUAUUAUAAAUACUAUGUUUAGAAAAAUAUGCUCAUAAGUAUUAAUAAGAAUUGAAUUAUAUGAUUAUUUAUUAUUGAAAUUAACAAAAUAAAAAAUUGCAUUAUCACGAGCUAGAUUUGGUUACACACAAUCUCCAGUUUUUUUUAAAAAUAUUUGUUAAAAACUUAGAUAAUUAUAUGGAAUUCUAAAAAUGUACUUAAAUUUAUAAUGUUACUAAAAAAUUCUCUUGAAGUUUUUGAUUAGAGCAAGUCUAAUGUAAUGUUAUAUACCUCUGAAUAUAUAUAUUAGCUAAUUAUAUUAAGAGUAUAAAUAAUUAUUUAAACAGAUUCUUAAUUAAAUUGUCUUUGAUUUUUCAGAUUGAUCAUGUUUUUGGUGUCAAAGUAAUCAAGAAAAAUAAUAAAAUAUGUAUAUAUCAUAUACAUAUAAGCAUAAAAUAAAGUAAUAUUUAAUUUUAAAAAAGCUGUUUCCACAUUGAUCAUUUUUUAUUAUUUACCUAGGCUUAUAGCUACACUAGCAUUUCUUUUUAAAUUAACAAAGCGAAUUAAGCUACUUUUUAAAAGUUUUAUAGUUUAUUUUUAUUUUUAUUUUGUUAUUGUUGACUCAUUCCCUCUGACCAGAGUUCCACCUUGCUCUAGAAGCACGUUUUUUCUUCCUUACUGUAUUGUAUUUUAAUAUAUAUUAUUGGAUAUAAAUAAAGUGACAUGACUUACGAGUAAUUAUACUGAGUAUUUUCUCCUCCUCUUUUUCUCCUGCUUCAAAAGGAAGUUUUCGUACUAAUUUUAUAAU
Molecule: messenger RNA, 10119 nt
Organism: Cinara cedri
Lineage: Eukaryota; Metazoa; Arthropoda; Insecta; Hemiptera; Aphididae
Source: the annotation of a GenBank genome assembly